UGUUUAGCCUGUCUAUCAAUUUAAUUUCAAAACUAAAGUAAACGGAAAAACUGUGUAAUAAGAAUAAAAAUGUUUCAUGCAAAACGUCGCGAAAGAUCCAAGUCCAAGGACAGCCGCUGGGAUCGCAUACGCAAGCGUCAUCUGAGUACGAAUGCCUUAGGCCUAAAGUCAGAUGCCGUGCGUCGCUUUAUCGAAGUGGAUUACGUGGGCCAGCGGCAGGAGAAGCUGCUCAUUGAUGGCGAACAGGCCAAGCAAUUGAAUCCCAGUGUGAUCAUGGACAUGCGCCAUGAGAUGUUUCAGAAAAUUCCGCACAAGCUGCCGCUGGCUACGUUGGCUCAUGGCAGCACAUUGGAGUCCACCAAGGCGCACAAUUUGGAUGUGGAGCAGCGCUACAUCAAUAAUCAGUUGCAAAAGUUUCGCCAGCAGCUGGCCAGGCAGCAUCCGAAGAGAAGCCAAGACAUACGCGUGCCGCCCAGCAAGCCGGAUUUCAAGCUGAACAACGGGCCACUGAUGCAGAGUCUGGCACAGGCGGCACAGCACAUUGAUGAUUUCUAUAGCACGCCAGUGCAGGCCUUGGGACAGGCGGCACUAAUGUGCUCGAACACAAAGUGUGUGGCGACGGUGAGCCUGCUGCACGAGCUGGGCGCUGAGCAGGAGGCGGACAUGGAUCUCGAGUGGGUGGAGCAGGAGGCGCUGGUGGAAGCGCUGCCUGAGUUUAGGCUGGAGCAAGUCAAGCCAUUGUCCAUGAACUCACUGGAGUAUCGCAACUUUGCCAAACAGAUUCAAGUGGAUCAAAGUAAGGAGCUGCUGCUGCGCUGCCGCACACCCAGUCCUUUGACCUCCACCGAGGAGUUCUUCAAGCCGAUGCGAGCUGCUGCCGAGCGACAGAUGCUGCACGUGCGCACCAUACGGCAUGAGGAAGAGUUGCAAGAGCAGCAGCAGGAGCAGCAGUUGGAGCAGCCACCUCAGCUGCAGCGGGAACCCUCCACCUGUUCGAACACAAGCGAUGGCAUUGACUCGGUCAUAUCCGAUCUGGCUGAAGAGGCAUUGUACGAGCUGCAAAUGGAAGCGGCAGCAGAACAGAAGGAAAAAGAAAAGGAAAAAGAUUUACCUGCAGCCACGAAGCAUGUGCAGUUCCAGCUGCCGCAGCCACAAAUUCCUAGUCCAACUGUGGAGGAAUCUGAGGACGAGCCAGAGCCCGAACCCCUGCUCAUACGCCGCAUAGAGCUGCCCAAAGUGGUGGUUAAGCCGAAGGAACCAGAGCCACCGCAAGAUCUCUCCAGUGCCAGUGAGGAUGAAACCGAUCUGGCCACCACCCACGAGAAGCAAAAGAUCAUCGAGCAACUGUUCCAGGCCCGAGCCAACACACAGAUUGUGCUGAUGCGCAAAUACUUUCUCAAGUGGAUACACUACACAACACUGGAGAAGAUUGAACGGGAGCAGGGACACGCCAGCCAAACGAGGGACAAUCGCGUGCAAAAGAUCAACGCCUUUCUGGACAAGGUGCGCAUGGAGAAGAAGCGCAUACGCACAUCCCAGCAGGCGGACACAAACAGCGAGGUGAACAAGGUCACACAGCAGUCGCUGGAGCAGCGCCAGGAGGCAGUCAAGAUGGCAAAGCAGUUCAAGAAUAAAUUAAAGGUCCAACAAGACAUCAUUGACCUGCAGCGCAUCAAGCUGGAGCGUCAGGAACGUCUCAUAAUGCAGCUAAAGCUGAGCAAACUCAGUGACGAGGCCAAAGAGGCGCGCGAGGAUCUCAAGCAGGAACUAAAGACAGUUAUACGCUGCGGCGAUCCCAAGGCAAAGGCCAAGGCCAAGUGUCUUCAGUUGAUUGGCAGCCUGCGGGAUGCCGAUGAUGAAGCCAUGGCCAGACUUCAAGGCAAGGCAUUGCUGCAGCCGAGAUUCCUGCAGCACAUGCAGGAACGGGCCGUGGAGAGAAGUGUGCGACAUGAGCAGGCACGGCAGCGUCGAGCGCAGGCCGAGGCGGAGCGAGAGGCCACCAAGCAUGCCCUAGAGGAGGCCAAGCGCCAAGAGGACGAAGAGGCCAAGCGUCUGCGCAUCGAGGUGCUGAAGGAGAAACGCCGCCAAGAGAAAAUGGCCAAAGUGUUGAAGGAGCGCGAGCGUCAGCGUUUUAUCGAGAACCAACGAAAGGCCACCGAAUUCAGUCGCCGCCUGUUGCUGCGUCGUGUGGGCUUGGAGGGCUUCAAGCGUUUGCUGCAACGCAAGCGCGAUAAUCUGGUCAAGGCCGAGGAGUACCGCCGAAAGUUGUACAAAAAGAAUGCCUUUCACUUCUGGCGCGAGUACACGGCAUUCAGGCAGCGCGAGAAGCUGGUACGGGCCGAGCAGUGCUGGCAGCGCAUACUGAAGCGACGCGCCUUCGGUGUGUGGAUUGGGUAUUUGCAGAAUGAACGAAGCAAAAUGAUGGUGGCCAUCGACUGGCAUGCUCUGCGCACCACCGAAAAGUGGUUUGAGCGCUGGCUAAAGUACACCACGCACUGUCGCAUGGCGGAGGAUACCAAGAUGAAGCAGUCCAUCUCCCAUCACGAGUGGCACCUGAAAUGGAAGGUCUUAGACUGCUGGCAGCGUUUGCCGCAAAUAUUGAAAAUAGAAAAGGAAACGGAGGAGCGACGACAGCGUUGGCGAAUGAAGAUAUGGGAGCUAUUGCCAGAUUACAAGCCGCGAGAGGAUAGUUUGUGGUAGUUACAAUUAUGGGUUC
Molecule: messenger RNA, 2716 nt
Organism: Drosophila guanche
Lineage: Eukaryota; Metazoa; Arthropoda; Insecta; Diptera; Drosophilidae
Product: trichohyalin
Exons: 5
Coding region: 70-2700 (876 amino acids)
Molecular function (GO): phosphatase binding
Source: RefSeq, a predicted model, not a curated record